AUGUCACAACCGAUCCGGAGCCGACCGGCCAGAGGUUCUGCUACGCGCGUGCGCACCGGCAGUAGAACCCUAGCGGCAUGCAUUCGGUUUGCUGAGAUAGUCUCACAGUGUGAUGAACAAAUUCCAGCUUGCAGUAGCUGUCUGCGCAACAAUACUGUCUGCCUCGUGGAGGACCCCGUCACAAAGCGACAUCAGCCCCGAAACUAUCUCGAACUCCUAGAACAGCGAGUUCUCACUCUGGAGCGUCAGUUGCACGAGACAAACUCCAUUCUGACCAACACGUGUACUCCGCUCGAUGUUCCCCCGCUCACCGCAGACCAGUCAGUUACGGACUCUAACCGACCUACUGAGACCGACGCGGAUAGCCAUGCAGAUGACCUGGCCUCUAUGGUUGGGACCUUGAGCCUGAACGCGGCUGGAGCCGAGCCCAGCUAUCUAGGACCUUCCUCCACCUUCGCCUUCACCAGAUUCCUGAAGCUAUCGAUGCGCCAGGCGAUCGGUCCACUAUCGCCAAAUGUGUCUGAGCAAGACCCUGACCGGUAUAACGCGCUGGCACCGGACCCAUGUCUACUGCCGGACUACCAAACGGCUCGUCAAUUGAGCAAUGCAUACUUUGAAAAUGUGCACGCGCAGUACCCAUUCUUACAUGAACAGACGUUUAGGGAAUGGGAAGCUGCGUUAGCAGAUCCAUCGGAGGCUGCCGCCGCUUGGAACCUUGGCUUCUUGCCUCUGUAUUUUCUCAACAUGGUCUACGCUGUUGGGGCUACUUUGCUCCCGAAUAUGGGCUACGCCGCAGAACAGCUCUAUGCCUCAGCCAUGCUCUACAUAGACGACAUCAUCAGUCAUGACAACCUGGAAUCAAUACAGGCCGUCCUGUGCUGCGCCGUCUACUCCAUACGUUCUACGAAAGGCAUAUCGCAUUGGAAGUUGGCUGGACAGGCAUUGCGCCAAUGCAUCAAUCUCGGCUAUCAUCGCGAUCACAAGCGUUUCAAAUCGGGUGUCAGUCCCUUCCAACAAGAGAUGCGAAAGCGCGUCUUUUGGAGUGCGUAUGUAAUGGAAUGCGCAGCCGCCGUGAUGUUGGGACGACCUCUAGGCCUUCAUUUCGAGGAGAUUGACGUCGAGGUAAAGCGUCACUGUUUCCAUGUCUGCCGAGCAGCUGUUAACGUCGAAAAGUACCCUCUUGAUAUUGAGGAAUCUCAACUUGUACCAGACGGUGUAAUAGGAUCAGCUCGUUCCUCCACAGACACCCCGACGAUGAUGACCUACGCAAUCCAUGGCUUCAAAGUCCGCAUUCUCCUAGGCCGCAUACAGACCGCGCUGUACUCAGACUGUACAAUCAUCAGUACGGAGGAACGUCAAAAACGGAUUCAAAAGCUAUCGCUCGAGCUCGACAAAUGGUGGGCCGAAUGCCCUCAGCCCAGGGCACCUCCGAGGGGCGGUGCCUUGUCGUUCUACCGGACGCCGGACUUUUACGAGAUCAACCGAAACUACGCGAUACUGAUGUUGUACCGCACGCAGAUGACGGACACCAAAACACCUGCCCCGGACGAGGUCUUCCUGAAGUGCAUGCAGGCCGCCCAGAACACGUGCCACAGCUGUCGCCGCCAGUUCCUCGGCAAGAAGACGGCGUACACUUGGGGCGCGGUCCACGAGCUGUUCCUGGCGGGAUUGACGUACGUAUACUGUCUAUGGACGUCCGCGGCGGCCAGGGCGGCGUCGCGACAGGACCAGGCGAGCAGCGUGUGCACGGAUUGCACAAUGGUUCUUGUGAUUCUGGCGGAGCGAUGUAAGGACGCGGCGCCCUAUCGGGACAUCUUCGAGGUGCUCGCGAGCCGGACCAUGACCAUGCUGGCGGAUCUGCAGCAGGGCAAAGCCGUCGAGACUGUUGCCAUUUCUCACGGCCAGAGAUACUGCCCGGAGGAGUUGCCCCAGUGGAUGGAGGGAAUCACGCACACUGGGUAUGCCUCCGGCGUGGACCGGCUUCUGAGCGAGCUGAUCGACGAGUGUCCCGCAUCUGAGGCAACCCAAUAUGAACCGCUAAGCUGGAAUACCUAG
This is a messenger RNA of Colletotrichum karsti, 2055 nucleotides long. RefSeq lists its product as uncharacterized. Gene Ontology annotation, biological process: DNA-templated transcription; positive regulation of transcription by RNA polymerase II. The transcript has 5 exons. Bases 1 to 2055 code for a protein of 684 amino acids. Lineage: Eukaryota; Fungi; Ascomycota; Sordariomycetes; Glomerellales; Glomerellaceae. The record is from RefSeq and is a predicted model, not a curated record. Gene Ontology annotation, molecular function: DNA-binding transcription factor activity, RNA polymerase II-specific; zinc ion binding; sequence-specific DNA binding.